Molecule: messenger RNA, 789 nt
Organism: Pichia kudriavzevii
Lineage: Eukaryota; Fungi; Ascomycota; Pichiomycetes; Pichiales; Pichiaceae
Exons: 1
Coding region: 1-789 (262 amino acids)
Biological process (GO): copper ion transmembrane transport; intracellular copper ion homeostasis
Cellular component (GO): plasma membrane
Molecular function (GO): copper ion transmembrane transporter activity
Source: RefSeq, a predicted model, not a curated record
AUGGACGUGUCAAAUAUGAAUGACAUGAGCAUGACUAGUUCUGAUACAACUGUAAUGUCGAGUAUUUCACCCAUGACAGAUAUGGAUAUGCAACAUACAAGUGGGAUGUCUCAUAUGACAACUGCCUCGUCAACAGUUGCAUCUUCCACAAUGGCAGGAAUGGCAACUAUGCUGGCAUCUUCUAGCAGUGCAAUACCUUCUGGUGACAGUAGUAUGUCGGGUAUGGACAUGUCAGGAAGCGACAGUUCUGAUGGAACAAUGUCCAUGACAAUGUUCAUGUCCACAAAAUAUGACAAUGUUCCAGUGUUUUUCAGAUCCUUACAUGCACAAACAGGAGCAGCAGCAUUUGGUAUCUUUUGUGUCCUUUUCUUUUGUUCUUUCUUUUUCAGAGCUUUGGUUUUCUUAAGUGCAUACUUGGAGCAGUGUGUAUUUCAUAAUUAUUCUAAUACCAUUAUAAUGGAAGAUGAUUGUGAAUGUGGUGAGUCCGAAACGGAGGUAAAGGGUACUCCUCCACCCCCACAAAAUCCACCGGUCCCACCAUUUGGUGUUAUUAUCAAGAAGAUGCUAUGGAUGGGUCCAAAUGAAUUUUUCCGUGAUAUUGUUCGACUACUCAUUGCUUUCACAAUGGUGAUGUUCGGCUAUGGAAUUAUGCUUGCCGCAAUGAGUUUUGUACUAACUUACUUCUUUGCUAUCUGUCUUGGAUUGGCCUUUGCAGAAGUUUUCUUCAAUAGGCUAUCAAUGAUUUUGGGGGUCAACAAAGCGUUUGGUGCAUGUGCAGGUCUACAUUAA